This is a messenger RNA of Antechinus flavipes (yellow-footed antechinus), 2837 nucleotides long. It is a transcript of the gene P4HB, whose product is annotated as prolyl 4-hydroxylase subunit beta. The record is from RefSeq and is a predicted model, not a curated record. Lineage: Eukaryota; Metazoa; Chordata; Mammalia; Dasyuromorphia; Dasyuridae. The transcript is spliced from 11 exons. Gene Ontology annotation, biological process: protein folding; response to endoplasmic reticulum stress. Bases 211 to 1743 code for a protein of 510 amino acids. Gene Ontology annotation, molecular function: protein disulfide isomerase activity. Gene Ontology annotation, cellular component: endoplasmic reticulum; external side of plasma membrane.
GCGGAAGCCAGUGAGAAGUGGGAGGUAGCCGGGCGCGCACUCUCGGGGACAGGAUCUAUAAAGGCAAGGCCCCACGACCCAACGCGCGCUUCUGCCCUUUUCUCUGUCCCAGAGAGGUAACCGUAGCACCUCCAACACCACGCUCCGCUUCGUGCCCGCCCCUUCCGCGUGCCUACGGCCUACCGCCACUUGCCGGGCCCGAAGAGAGACAUGCUGAGCCGUGCCCUGCUCUGUCUAGCCCUGGCCGUCACGGCUGGGGUCCGUGCUGAUUCCCCUGAGGAGGAGGAUGAUGUUCUGGUCUUGAAGAAGAGCAACUUCGAGAAGGCGCUGGCGACCUACGAGUACCUCUUGGUGGAGUUCUAUGCUCCUUGGUGUGGCCACUGUAAAGCCCUAGCACCUGAGUAUGCCAAAGCAGCUGGAAAACUUAAGGCUGAGGGUUCUAAAAUCAGAUUGGCCAAAGUAGAUGCCACUGAAGAGUCUGAUCUAGCACAGCAGUAUGGUGUUCGGGGUUACCCUACCAUCAAAUUCUUUAAGAAUGGAGAUACAGCUUCUCCUAAAGAGUAUACAGCUGGCAGAGAAGCUGAAGACAUCGUGAAUUGGCUGAAGAAACGCACUAGUCCAGCGGUCACUGUCCUGACAGAUGUUGCUGCUGCUGAAUCCUUGGUGGAUUCCAAUGAAGUUGCUGUUAUUGGCUUAUUCAAGGACUUGGAGUCAGAACUUGUCAAACAGUUCACAUUGGCUGCAGAGUCCAUUGAUGAUAUCCCAUUUGGAAUCUCUUCCAACAGUGAUGUGUACUCCAAAUACCAAUUUGAUAAAGAUGGCAUUAUCCUCUUGAAGAAGUUUGAUGAAGGUCGAAACAAUUUUGAAGGCGAGAUUACCAAGGAGAACCUAUUGACUUUUGUUAAUUAUCACCGGCUGCCCUUGGUCAUUGAGUUCACUGAGCAGACGGCCCCCAAAAUUUUUGGAGGUGAAAUCAAGACUCAUAUCCUGCUGUUCCUGCCAAAGAGCGUUUCUGACUAUGAUGACAAACUGAAUAACUUCAAAAAAGCAGCAGAAAGCUUCAAGGGGAAGAUCCUGUUUAUCUUCAUUGAUAGUGAUCACACUGACAACCAGAGGAUCCUUGAAUUCUUUGGCUUAAAGAAAGAGGAAUGUCCAGCUGUCCGCCUUAUCACUUUAGAAGAAGAGAUGACCAAGUACAAGCCUGAAUCAGAUGAAUUAACUGCAGAAAAGAUAAAGGAGUUCUGUGACCGAUUUUUGGAGGGCAAAGUUAAGCCUCAUUUAAUGAGCCAGGACCUACCUGAUGACUGGGACAAGCAACCUGUUAAAGUACUAGUUGGGAAGAACUUUGAGGAAAUUGCUUUUGAUGAAAAAAAGAAUGUCUUUGUAGAAUUCUAUGCUCCCUGGUGUGGUCACUGCAAACAGUUGGCUCCCAUUUGGGACAAAUUGGGAGAGACUUAUAAGGAUCAUGAAAGUAUAGUCAUCGCCAAGAUGGACUCAACAGCUAAUGAAGUAGAAGCAGUUAAGGUCCACAGUUUCCCCACAUUAAAGUUCUUCCCUGCAAGUGCUGACAGAACGGUAAUUGACUACAAUGGAGAGAGAACACUAGAAGGUUUCAAGAAGUUCCUAGAGAGUGGUGGAUUAGAUGGGGCAGGGGAUGAUGAUGAUCUAGAAGACUUAGAAGAAGCUGAAGAGCCAGAUAUGGAAGAAGAUGAUGAUCAAGUAGCUCCAAAAGAUGAACUGUAAAGAGAACUAAGCUGACAUAUCCCCAAAACAAGACACUACAUUAUGGGCUGCUUCAACCAAGCAGCAAAUGCAUCUGGAAACUUGUAAGAUUCACAACUGAAGGAGAGUGUUCAUUGAAAAUCCAGGGAGGUUUUUUUUUUGUUUUGUUUUGUUUUUGUUUUGUUUUUUAGUAAUACUUCAUUCUAACAUGUAUGUAAAUUCAAAUGUCCUUUCCUUUUUGCUUUUCAAUUUUUGAAAAGUGAGUUACCUUUAACAGCCCAGAUCAUUUGGUGAGCCUCCUAUUCUUUCAGGGGAAGGGGUGGGGGAAGUGAUGUUUUUUUUGAGGUUUUUUUUUUUUUUGUACAAUUUUUUUGUCACACGUUUUUUUUUUUUUUUUUUUUUUUUGGUUUGAAGCGGGUUGUAAAAAGUUAAAAGCAUGAGUGUCGUCAUUAAUAACCAUUUUAGUGUCUGCCACACUCAUAUCUCCCAUGAAAAUUGUCAUCCCUUUUUUAAAAAAAUCCUGCCUGUAGGGUUUUUAAACAUAUUUGAUAAUUCCACAUGUCAGAGUGUCAGAUGGCAGUGUCACUCACCUUUUAGCUAGUUCUCCCUGGAAUUGACCAUUCCUCAAUCUGGGGAGGAGCAACCACUAAGCUAAAUGCAAGGACUCUUCCCUUCACACCAGUGUUAUUAUGGCUGAAUGUCCUUGUAUUUUGCUUUAAAAACACUUUUUUAAUGCUCUGGAGUUAGAUAGGACUAUGCCAUCGUUUUUUUUUUUUUGUGACAACAAUCAUUGGUGAAGGGGAAGAUAGUUUCUAGCUUCCCUACUUAGACAGAAGUAGUAUCACCUUCCCUGUUAUGAUACAGGGUUUUGUUCCACAACUUUCUGGUGCAUUGCUCUGUGAAUGUUGGAUUCUUUUCCAAGUGUAUAAGAUGAGUUCCAAGGCCUACUUGAUGCAGUAAACCAGGACACUUAUGAUCAUUGGGAAUUGGGAAGGGCAGUUGUGUGGGCAUGGGUCAAGGAUGUUUGAGCUCAAUCAGACUUGAUAACACUUUAAACAUUUCCACUAUAAUGUUGGAACUGAACACAUUGGCCAAAUAAAGUUGAAAUUUUAAUA